CCCUGUGGGCCGCCACCCCGUCGGCGGCGGACAUCAACUCGUACUGGGCGACCGAGCACGGCGGCAUCGUCUUCAGCCGCGAGCUCCGCCGCCUCCGGCCGUCCCAGACGGCGGAUGACCUGGCCACUGUCGUGGGUGGCCGCGGACGUGUACAUCUUCGAGGAGGACCCCAGAACUCUUGGCGCAGGGCGAGGGCGCCGACCUCUGGAGGGCGAGGCCGGCCGAGGCCGGGGAGUGCGGGGAGAUUGUGUCCGCCGCCCGGCGCCUUUCCCGAGCAUGAUGCGCUGCGUCUGGGGGGACCUCGAGCACCUGGGGC
Molecule: messenger RNA, 316 nt
Organism: Prorocentrum cordatum
Lineage: Eukaryota; Dinophyceae; Prorocentrales; Prorocentraceae
Source: the annotation of a GenBank genome assembly